UUUAUUAGUUACAGCCAGGAAGAUUCAGAAUGGGUUACCCAAACCCUUUUACCACGCCUAGAGCACGAAACAUUGGGCUAUCAAUUAAAACUCUGUAUUCGCGAUCGUGACUGUUUAAUUGGAUCCUCAACUAGUGAACAGAUUGUUGCAUGUGUAGAAAAUAGCCGUCAUACAAUAUUGAUUCUGUCUAAUAAUUUCUUGAGAAGUGAAUGGCGUCAAUUCGAAUUUCGCACUGCUCUUAGUGAAAGCGUUAGUGGGAACAGACGACAUAUGAUUAUAGUGUUAUUGGAAGAUAUUAAUAUGACCAAUAUAGACCCAGAUUUAAAACGUUGUUUGAAGACAAGGACUUAUAUCAAA
Messenger RNA from Lottia gigantea (owl limpet), 357 nucleotides. RefSeq lists its product as hypothetical. Gene Ontology annotation, molecular function: transmembrane signaling receptor activity. The annotation marks the transcript as partial. Lineage: Eukaryota; Metazoa; Mollusca; Gastropoda; Lottiidae. The transcript has a single exon. The record is from RefSeq and is a predicted model, not a curated record. Gene Ontology annotation, biological process: immune response; toll-like receptor signaling pathway. Gene Ontology annotation, cellular component: membrane.